Messenger RNA from Puntigrus tetrazona (Sumatra barb), 1717 nucleotides. Its product is annotated as cyclic GMP-AMP synthase. Lineage: Eukaryota; Metazoa; Chordata; Actinopteri; Cypriniformes; Cyprinidae. Gene Ontology annotation, cellular component: nucleus; cytosol; site of double-strand break. Bases 170 to 1492 code for a protein of 440 amino acids. The record is from RefSeq and is a predicted model, not a curated record. The transcript has 7 exons. Gene Ontology annotation, molecular function: 2',3'-cyclic GMP-AMP synthase activity; double-stranded DNA binding; chromatin binding. Gene Ontology annotation, biological process: positive regulation of defense response to virus by host; activation of innate immune response; DNA damage response.
GAAAGAUCAUCUGAUGUGGCAGGGAGGAGCUUACAGUCAAUAUACACUUGUGCUGUAUUUCUGCGUCAAUAGUGCUUUCUCUAGACCAGGAAGUGGGCUGGACUGAGCUUCACGGCAGAGGAUCUGAAGAGCACUGUAUAUCUGACCUUCGGUUUUUCACAGCACUAUUAUGGAAAGUCAGAGGAGAUCAUUUGGAGAUGAUACUUCCAUUUCGCCUGAGUUGGACCGCUUGAUCAGACAGAGAGGUCGAGAUCUACGGCUGCGUAAGCUUGACCAGCAGAAUGCUGUGAAGAUAGUCAACCAUCUGAUCGACAGCCUGCUGGAAUUUCUGAAGAAUAAUGAUGAUCAGCCCUUCUUCAGGGACAUCUCAGUUCUCACCAGUGGAAGCUAUUACGAGAUGGUGAAGAUCAACAAACCCAAUGAAUUUGACAUUAUGCUGAAACUGAAAGUCCCAAGGCUUGUACUAUCAGAACUGGAUGAAUAUCAAGGACUGUUUUAUAAGAUAAUGCUGUCCAAAGCCACACGAACCGAAAUCCAGCACUUUCUUCUAGAAGAUGACCGGACCAUCUCAGCAACCAAAAUCAAAGCAGAAAUGUACCGCUUGGUCCGCAAAUUCAUAAGCAACCAUUUUAAAGGUGAAGGUUGGGUGAUACGCAGAAGUCUGGUUAAUUCACCAGCGGUGACCCUUGAAUUUAAGGCAAAAGAGAAAGACGAUUAUGUGAUGUCUGUGGACAUCGUACCUGCUCUUGAGGUGCCACAAGGUUGGCCACAAGCAGCACGGGCAGGCCCUAAUAUAAAAAAUUGGCUUGGAAAAAAAAAUUGUCGCCAGUUAGUGAGUAAGCCUGUGUAUUUUGUCCCAAAGAGACCCAAAGGAAGAAACCUCAAAGAUGAUGCCAAAGAGAGCUGGCGGAUAUCCUUCUCUCACAUUGAAAAAGAGAUGAUCCAGUAUCACGGCAAUAAGAAGACGUGUUGUGAAAGUUAUUCCAAUAAGUGUUGUCGGAAACUUUGUUUGCGGCUUCUGAAGUGUCUGAUUGAGGGACUGAAGCAGCAGUAUCCCAAGGAGCUUGAGUCUCUGUGUUCCUAUCAUGGAAAAACAGCCUUCUUCCACGUCCUUUCAGACAGAGUGCAAGAUUCCCUUUGGUCUCCAGGCCAGCUGUCCGUCUCCUUCAUGAAGGUCUUUCGAUACUUUGAGCGAUGCGCAAUGAAUGGUUCACUACCUCACUUCUUCGUCCGUGAACAUAAUCUUUUCUCCCCACCUGCAUUUCCCAAGCGAGCUAUUGUAUUUCUGGCCAAUGUUCUGACGGAGCAAAGAGAAUUGGGGCUUCCUGCCUUGAAGGCGCCAAGUCCUACAUCUGCUCUCGUUCCUGCUGUGAUUCACCCAAUCAGUGGCACGGACAGUAUUGUUGCCUCUGAACGUUUUUUUAAGCACAUAUAUGUAUGCUUAUUAGUUAUUAUCGUGUGUGUAGGAAUCGGAUGUUUAUUUAAAAAAUGAAUAACGAUUUAUUUAUUUAUUUUUUGAAACCUCUCCGGAUGUGGAGAGGUGUUUAAUGUGCAUAAAUGAACUAUAUGUAAAGUCUGGUUUUAUAAAUGCAUUUUAUUUUGUGUCAGAAUAUAGUGCCAUAUUUCAUUUGGCAGGAAUGAAAACAAGGGAUAAGUAGAAUGACUCUUCAUACUGAUUGUUCAGCUCAAUAAAGCUCAACAAACAAGAUAUCAUAUC